AUUUCCGUAGGUGGCGGUAAUGCACACCACAAGGUUGCUUGUCAACCGCCAUUAAACAAAAGAAGAAGAAGAAGAAGAAGCAGAAGGUGUGAGAGAAGCAGCCGUGCGAGCUUAUUGUUAGUUAGCUUAGCUCGCUAGUUAGCUUUACUCGUUAGCUGCUAACAGAAGACACAGAAGUUAUCAACACAUCACUAAGUAGAGAUCAAGUGUGAGAGUAAAGUGUUGUGAUUGCGUGAAAAUGUGUAAAUUACAAAUGUUGAGAGCGUUGGUGGAUCAGCGACUAACUGCUGCCGUUGAAAAAAUAUUUGUAGUGUUCGAAAGAACGAUAGCAGAAUACGAGGCGGAACUUUGUAGAACAAAAGAGGAGAACUAUCGACUACUCGACGCCGUUUUCAAGAAACAUCAAGUUGUGUUACGCAGAACAGACCUCACUGAAGAACAUCAUCUCCAUGAGCAGGAGGAGGAACCACAGCCCCUCCACAUUAAAGAGGAAGAAGAGAUAUCCCAUCUCCAACACAUUAAAGAGGAAGCAGAGGAUCCACACUCCCCCCAUAUUAAAGACGGAGCAGCAGAACACAGCAUCAGUCAGGAGGGAGAUCAUAUUGAAGGACUGGUGGAGAUCCCAGUGACUGGUGUCCCUGUGAAGAGUGAGGAUGAUGAGGUCAAAGGUGAAAGUGAGGAGAAGAGAGAGGCGGAGCCUCCAAGCAGCAGCUCAACACAACACAUGACAACAGAAGCUGAUGGAGACCACUGUGGAGGAUCACAAGCAGACAAGCUCUUAGCUCCACUAUCAGAUAGUGAGGACACAACGUCACACUCUCCUGACACUGAUGAUGAAGACUCUAAAGAUGAUAAGACAUGUCACACUGACAACACUCACUUGAAAUGUUCUCACUGUGACAAAACCUUUAAAUACCAUUGUCAUCUGAAAAGACACAUGAGAAUACACACUAGAGAAAAACCUUUUCCUUGUUCAAUCUGUGGCUUAUCUUUUACAAGGAAGAACAAUAUGAAAGAGCACACAAGAACACACAAAGGGGAAAAACCUUUUUCGUGUUCUGUGUGUGAUUCAAGUGUUUUACGAGGAGAAAAUUUGCAAACCCACAUGAGGACACACACUGGGGAAAAACCUUUUCUUGUUCAAUCUGUGGCUUAUCUUUUGCAAGGAAGGAAAAUAUGAAAGAGCACACAAGAACACACAAAGGGGAAAAAACUUUUUCGUGUUCUGUGUGUGAUUUAAGGUAUGCACGAAGUCGAGAUUUGAAAAAACACCUAAAAAGACACACUGGGGAAAACCUU
Messenger RNA from Entelurus aequoreus (snake pipefish), 1299 nucleotides. RefSeq names its product zinc finger and SCAN domain-containing protein 2-like. NCBI's taxonomy places the organism in Eukaryota, Metazoa, Chordata, Actinopteri, Syngnathiformes, Syngnathidae. Gene Ontology annotation, molecular function: RNA polymerase II cis-regulatory region sequence-specific DNA binding; DNA-binding transcription factor activity, RNA polymerase II-specific. Gene Ontology annotation, biological process: regulation of DNA-templated transcription. The record is from RefSeq and is a predicted model, not a curated record. The transcript is spliced from 2 exons. Bases 239 to 1180 code for a protein of 313 amino acids.